Molecule: messenger RNA, 1107 nt
Organism: Ustilago hordei
Lineage: Eukaryota; Fungi; Basidiomycota; Ustilaginomycetes; Ustilaginales; Ustilaginaceae
Exons: 3
Coding region: 1-1107 (368 amino acids)
Source: RefSeq, a predicted model, not a curated record
AUGACAGACCAAGGCCUCAACGAUAAGCUCGACUGGCUCCUAGCACUAUUGGAAGCCCAACUCGAGCUCACCAGGCAAGGUCAACGAGAAGAAUGUCUUCGCCGUGCUCAUCUAAGUGGAGAAGAGACAAUUGAGUUCUCACCAUCGGGAGAGCGGGUAGGAGAAGAGCAGGAUGACAUCAAUUAUGAAAAGUACGCCUCACCCACCGGGCCAAAGUAUUUCAAACCCAGGGUGGAUCCAUAUAGUAGGACUAGGACGGAACCUUAUGUCCCAGACUUGGAGGAGGACCCUUGUGUAUUGGCAGAUCUCUCUCGAUCAAAGCCAAUCGCCACACCCUUUCCUAAGUUUAAUCUGCGAGAUGUGGAGAUAUUCAUUCUCGAAGCUGAAGCCUGGUUUAAGUUUAACCAGGUAUAUGAGCAAACAAGAAUGAUCAACCACAUGGGCUCUCAAUUGGAAGGGAAUGCAUGGGAGUGGUGGACCUCCAAGCUCCAAAUUGACAGGGCACGUGAAGGAAGGUUAUUCAAUGACUGGCACUACUUUACAGAGUGGCUGUCGGAACAAUUCAAUCCCCAGAAUGCUAGAAUGGAAGCCUACAACAAGCUGUUGGCUCUCAAACUCACUAGCAAUGCACCUGGUGCCGCCACAUGCCAUGUGGAAUGUUUCAGAGACCUGGAGGGACAAGUCAAUCUGGAUGAUAACAAACUCAUCAUUGACUUGUUCAGAGGCAGUCUCACACAUAGCCUGCAAGAAAACAAAGGAAAAGCAGUGUUAGAGCUUACAGGAAUGGUCCAAGACCAUCCUGCUCAUAUACUUGCCAACACUGGCACUGGCUUGUCCAUAGUUUCAGAUUCCUUUAUCAGUAAGUACUUAAUACCAACAAAACCCUCAAAAACAAGAUCGAUUCAUGGUGUCACUGGACACCAGCUCAUUAUCAAUAGUGCUGCGACCAUACAGGUGGUUAUUGGUGAGCACAGCCUAGGUGUAGUCAAAGUAUCAGUAGCUGAUACCACCAACUACAACCUUAUAUUGGGAUUCACCGAGCUCAGAAGGCUCAAGCCCACCAUACGAUGGGACACAGGCCAACUAGAGUUCAAGUCUCAGGACUGA